GAUCCUAUCUCGCAUCGUGUUUGAAAAUCGCGUCAUCUUCGUAUAUCGGGAAAAUCUUCCACUAGGGAAACAUUUCGUCGGUCGGUUUACGUGUCAAAAACUACCGCUGUGUUUACUUAAAUUUGAUUCGAAGACAAUUUAAGCUGGCGCGAAUAUAAUUCAUUCCUUGAAGUGUUCUCUAAGUAUAUAAUGCUCGUUAUAAAUUGAAACUUUAAAAAACUUAGAAAACUGCGUAUAUUGAGAUUCCACGUCGGUUAAUCACAGAAACUUCGAGCGAGCGUCGACGUAGCUGUCAUCUUGAAGUUUGCUAAUUGCAAUCACACGGCUUUGUGAAGGACAAAAUACUGCCAUUGCAAUGUACGGUUGAUAAUGCUCGCCUGGAGGAUUCUUUCGACCAUGAUACCACUCGAGAUUCUUCUCGAGUUAAAAAACGCGGCUUAUUCGCGCGUGUAACCAUUAAAAAAUAAUCAUCCACGUAUUACAAGACUGAGACAGUGUUCCAGCGCAGGGGGAGAAAUGGCAACACAUUAAGAGAUGAAGUUUUACUCGGGGAGGAUUUGGCAAUGAUUAAUGCGACGAAGAGGUGAUGUGAUGUGGCGAAACUUUGGUUGGACGGCCAUUCUGGCCACAUGGACGAUAUUCCUGAUUUUGAAUAGCGGCUUAGCUGGCGAACGAAUUCUCAAGAAACCACAAAACAACAAUGAAGACAAUGUUCAUCAUGAAACAACGCAUCCCGUUUUCGAUAAGAAAGUUGUCGAUUAUUCUAGGUUACGAUACGCAAGAGAGAAUUUCAAAUCAAAUGAUCGUUCAUCAAUGCAUGCAAAAGCAGUUUCUCUGGAAUUCAAAAAUACGGAAAAUCGCGAUUCACGACUCAAUGGCCAUGAAAAGCACAUUGCGAUGUCAAAUGCAAUAGCUACAACGAAAUACUUGAAAGACAGCGACGACAAAAGUGAGCGACUGAUUACAAAAAGAAUGGGAAACGUAUGGUUGUCGAAAGUUAUCGUUAUGGAAAAAUCGAAGAAUACAAGGAAUUAUCUUAAGUUCAUGUCUAGCCUACGUCCGCCGCCACCUACAUCCCAAGAGCUGAAAAGUGCCUCGAGAAAGAAAAGACGUAAGGAAAGAACCAUCUACGUGUUCUUGAACGAUCAUAAAAAGAUGGGAACGAUAAGACACGAUAUUCAGGCGCAUGACAAGAAAGGCGGACGGUGGAAAAAGUACGAGAGGGAUCGAAUCUUUAGUGGAGAAAACGGGAUGACCGCAUUCUUCCCCGACAAAUUCACAAAGAACUCGCGUAGCGAGAAAGACAGUUCUACACAGAAGUUGAAAAAUUCCGAUAUCUCGCAACUCAAAACUACAAAAGCGGAAAUUAUCGUGUCCAGAUAUGCCAACGGAGCACACAAACAUAAUAGGAACGAAAGAGAUUUCCGCCAAAGUCUCGAGCUAACAAAAAACAGCACGAAUAAAUUGAUUUAUGUUAGAGUCAACGACAAAUCUCGAAAAGUAGAGCCAACUUUUUCAAACUACUCAAGUUCAGAGGUAAAUCGGAGUUGUGGGAAUGAAACUAUUACAACUACUACAGAUAACGCAAUCAUAGAGAAUUCACCGUACCAACGUUCCGUGGCCGUCACCUGGACUACAUUAAUCUUCAACUCCAAAAUCUCGAGCGUAAACGGAGAAGUUGGUGAUGAAGAAAAUACCGUAAGUCCCUCUUCAGAGUAUUCAAAAUCGAAAUCCUAUAAAGUGAAUGAGUUUCUAGCAUCAGCCGAAACGUACAAACGCAACGAAUAUUCAAAGGUAGGAUUUAAAGUAAGUACAGAUACACAAGGGAACAAAAAAGAAAACGGGAACAGCGUCGAUUCGUUCACUUCUCGCGCAUCAAAUUCGCUCAAUAACCAUUUCGCUAAGAAAAGAGCCAGCUUUACGAAGCGUCCCUUUUUACAUAGAAAAAAGAACGAAUUAAAGGCAAGCGAUAUAUUUGAUCAGCGACGUCAAUAUUAUUUUCCAACAAGCGAUAUUAAUACAAAUAGGAAAACAAGGAAACUUGGCGAGAUGCGUAUAAGAAAAAAAACGGAAGAAAAAGAGAUUACCGCUGCUGCAAACUACGCAACGCACGACACGCUCGGAAUCGAGCCUGACCCGUCACCAACUAAUUUAUCUACCAAGGGAAUCGACAAAUCCAACUUAGACUAUCAGAUGCCAGUGCGUAUUUCAGUCACGCAGAAAAGGAAUCCGAUACACGUACGACACGUCGGAUCUGACGCGGACUGCGAGCGCCGGCGGAGAACUGAGUUCGAGGCCGGAGUUCGUGACGCGUUUCGAAUCGGCCUUCGGAAUGUCUCCAAUCCAUCGACGACCGCAAAAUUCAAUAGCUUCCUUGACCAAAAACCUAAUGGCCGCCCGAAGUACUCACAGAAAUUUCAUGCAAUCAAUGUCGGUACACUUCCACGCAUCGCUGAGACAACUGAUGGAAAAUUGGAACACGACCGCGAUGAACCUCGAGGAACUUCAACCGAGAGCGUAUCUAUCUUUUUCGGUGCAGCGAAUGUCGGCGAUAAUUCGAUCGGAAUGCGGAAGAUUAAUGGGCAUGUGCAGUCAUCGAGCGAACUUACGGAUGAGCCCGGAUUAGAAAAUGUCAGAGUUACGACGAGACGAGGUGGAAAUCAUCGAGACAUGCAUGAAGGAUCUGGAUUUUAUUCACGAAGCGACGGUGUUCAUAACUCAAAGUAUCGACGAUAUAAACGCCACGAAGAUCGGAAUACUCCGAGAAUUUCGACAUCAACUGAAUUCGACAGCGGCACGUGGAAGACACUCGAUACGGCAACAACAACGUCGAACUUGCUAAUCGAAUUUACCGCCAAUCCACCCAUUUCGACAACUGAAACAAAUAACGUAGAUAAAAUAUCGACUAGCGCGAAAAAAGUUCUUACAUCUGUGGAAGCACCGCCGUCUUCGAAAUACAGAGAAUUUCAGAAAGAGUGGCAAUCGACCCCAUUGACGACUAAUCACGAUGAGAGAUACACGAAUGCUCCGGCAAGAAUGGGUUCUAACGCUUCUGAUUCAUCAGAGAUAUCGUUGAUAGAUGCUCCGAAGACGUUUAACGUCAGUUCGGUAGAGACGCCGUAUCUAAUCGAAGCGCACGAUCGAUCGAGAGCGACAACUAAAAUAGACAACUCUAUUAUUCCGAAAGAGGUUCCUCCAGCUGUCGAGGCAAAUGUGCGAAUAUCUGACGCUACGAACAAGAACUUCGAAGUGUCUUCGACCGAGCUCAUUAAUUCGCAAGGAGAACACGGAGCGUACGGUAACGAAUCCGUAUGGACCAUUGACCCACUUCCACAAAAGAACAAUGACCCUUCUCGAGGUAUCUUCGAAAGCAUCACCAUGGAGAAUAUCAUCGACUCAUCGGCUAGUGACGUGCUUUCGGAUCAGUGGCCUGUAAAGCAUAGCGCAGUGGUGGAAGGUGAUCUCGUCCUCGGUGGACUGAUGAUGGUGCACGAAAGGGAAGAUAGAAUUACAUGUGGUCGUGUGAUGCCUCAGGGAGGAAUUCAGGCACUUGAAGCCAUGCUCUAUACGCUGGACACUCUCAAUGACCGGGAGAUUGUGCCUGGCGUCAAAAUCGGGGCGCACAUACUCGAUGACUGCGACAAGGACACCUAUGGUCUUGAGAUGGCAGUGGAUUUCAUUAAGGGUUCGAUAAGCAACAUAGAUGGUGCGGAAUAUCACUGCAACAAAACUGCCGUGCGUAAAGUAAUCAGCGGAGUCGUUGGUGCAGCGAGUUCAGUAACUUCGAUUCAAGUUGCCAAUCUCCUACGAUUGUUUAAAAUUCCGCAAGUCUCCUAUUUCUCGACGAGUCCGGAGCUUUCCAACAAACAACGCUUCGAAUAUUUCACCCGUACGAUACCCAGCGAUCACUAUCAGGUCAAAGCGAUGGUCGACAUUGUAUUGACGAUGGGUUGGAGCUACGUUUCCAUCAUUUACGAGGAAAGCAACUACGGUAUAAAAGCUUUCGAGGAACUCGAGGAACUACUAGGCAGAUAUAACAUAUGUAUCGCCGUCAAAGAAAAGUUGGUGAAGGACUCCGGAGUCGCCAAGGAGGUCGCCUACGACAACAUAGUUUUAAAAUUGCUGACAAAACCACGAGCGAGAGGUUGCAUUAUCUUCGGCUCCGACCAAGAAGUCGCCGGGGUCAUGAGGGCGGUCAGGCGUUGUAAAGCGACCGGCGUUUUUUCCUGGAUCGGAAGCGACGGCUGGAGCGCAAGGGGAUUAGUGAGUAACGGUAACGAGCCGGAAGUCGAGGGUACUCUAUCCGUCCAACCCCAGGCGAAUCCCGUUAAGGGUUUCGAGGAGUACUUCCUCAACUUGACCGUCGAGAACAAUCGGAGGAACCCGUGGUUCGUCGAAUUUUGGGAAGACCAUUUUAAAUGCCGAUAUCCAAACUCGCCUCGGACACGAUAUAACACAAAUUACACGGAAACUUGCACGACAAAAGAACGUCUCACCAAGCAGAAUACGGCUUUCGAGGACCAACUACAAUUUGUCUCCGAUGCAGUAAUGGCAUUCGCUUACGCUUUUCGAGAUAUGCAUCGUGACCUUUGCCAGGGAAAGGCAGGGUUGUGCGAUGAAAUGAAACCGACUAAAGGAACAACGCUUUUGCAAUACCUGCGCAAGGUGGAUUUCGAGGGUCUAAGCGGAGACAAGUUUAGAUUCGACAAGGACGGCGACGGACCAGCGCGAUACAACAUCAUACAUUUCAAGCAAACCGAACCGGGCAAGUACAAGUGGAUUCGCGUGGGCAAAUACCUGGAAGGCGAGCUGCGACUAAACAUGUCGGAAAUCCAAUUUAAGCUCGGACAUCCUCAACCACCCGUGAGCGUGUGUUCCUUGCCUUGCGAGGUCGGUCAAGCAAAGAAAUAUGUCGAGGGUGAGAGAUGCUGUUGGCAUUGCUUUAAUUGCACUCAAUAUCAGAUACGGGAUUCCAACGACGAGACGCAGUGCAGUCAGUGUGAACGAGGUACGCUGCCGGAUGAAACACAUUCGAUGUGCCAGGAUGUUCCGGAAGAGUUCCUACGUCCGGAAAGUGGUUGGGCAAUAGGUGCGAUGUCUUUCUCUGCCACGGGAAUUUUGGUGACAUUAUUUGUCUGCGGCGUUUUCCUCAAGCACAACGACACGCCUGUCGUACGCGCGUCUGGGCGAGAACUGUCUUACGUUCUUCUCUUGGGAAUUCUACUCUGUUACCUCGUCACAUUCACUCUGAUAUUCAAACCCACGCACAUUGUCUGCGGUAUUCAAAGAUUCGCCGCAGGCUUCUGCUUCACGGUAGUAUACGCAGCUUUAUUAACGAAGACCAAUCGAAUCUCAAGAAUCUUCAACGCCGGGAGUGCAAAGAGGCCGUCCUUCAUAUCACCGCGGUCGCAACUUAUUAUCUGCUCCGGAUUGGUAUCCGUGCAGAUCUUAAUUAAUAUAGUUUGGAUGAUCAUCGACCCUGCUAGAGCGAUGCAUCAUUAUCCCACGAUGGAGGACAAUCUACUCGUGUGCAACAACUACAUCGACACCAGCUAUAUGAUCGCGUUUACAUAUCCCAUAAUAUUAAUAAUUGUGUGUACUAUCUACGCCGUCCUCACGAGAAAAAUUCCAGAAGCUUUCAACGAGAGCAAGCACAUCGGUUUAACGAUGUAUACAACAUGCGUCAUAUGGCUCGCUUUCGUACCUUUGUAUUACGGUACCGGAAGCAACGUCGCACUAAGAAUUACCUCGAUGUCUGUAACAAUCAGUCUUUCUGCAUCCGUAACGGUGGUUUGCCUCUUCAGUCCAAAGCUGUAUAUUAUUUUAAUCCGGCCCGAGAGAAACGUACGUCCGACUGUGAGGGCAGGAAGACCCAACCCGACGAAAAGUUCGGCGAUAACUGUUACAAAUGCCUCGAGUAUGAUGGGACCGGUGACGGCGACGACGGUUCUGACAGCCGCUACUUGCGACCAGAAUAAAGCCAUCAAGAAACAUAUCGCGUCCACCAUGGACUGCUCCACUCAAAGCGAAUAUUACGAAAUGGAAUUGAAGGAACGGAAAAACGGGGAGUCGCUGACGACGUGCAUUUCGCGAUCAACGCAAACGACUGCCAACGAGAAGGAAUUUGUGACCGUCGUGACGAGUAAUAAAAAAUCACCGGACGUAAUCGUGUCCGCGAGUAACAUGGAAUCAAUAAAUAGCACAACGACGAAACGACUCAACAGCAAUGCGAGGAUAGGCAAUGGACCGCUUUCUCAAAGCGACGUCUCCUUGUAGCGGAAGGUAGAACUGUCAAUGGAAUUAACUGUUAGUUUAAAACCGAUCUCGAAGAAUCCCGUUACCGUUUGAUUUAUUCCAUUGUAUACUGUAUGUAUAUAUUACUAGAUCUGCGCCGACGCAUUUCUCAACAUAACGAGGUAGAUAAUUAGAUAAAUUAUUUUGAAAAUUAUUUUCAAGCAAUUUAUCGUCAGACGCCCCUCGUCAGGGUCCGACAGCAAAAUGACAACAACCAGACGCCAAUUCGUCCGGUAACGCGUACUUAAAAUUAUCCGUACUAUUGGAUUAGAGUUGAGUGAAUCUGAAGUAGAAGAAAUUUAUUAUAUACGUAUUGUACGUGUCGAAAAUAUGUAUAUCCUGAGAUGCAUGAUAUAUGCGUUACAAACUUAUAAUCGUGAGUUACAUGUAAGACGACAAAUAAACAUAAAUGAGCGUACAAUGAAAGAGUAUUAGAGUUAAGGAUUGUUUUAUUACUUUAUAUAAUUAUAUAAUAAUAAUUGUAUAUA
This is a messenger RNA of Temnothorax curvispinosus, 6782 nucleotides long. It is a transcript of the gene Glurb, whose product is annotated as metabotropic glutamate receptor 2-like. Gene Ontology annotation, biological process: G protein-coupled receptor signaling pathway. The transcript has 17 exons. Gene Ontology annotation, cellular component: membrane. Bases 571 to 6276 code for a protein of 1901 amino acids. Gene Ontology annotation, molecular function: adenylate cyclase inhibiting G protein-coupled glutamate receptor activity. The record is from RefSeq and is a predicted model, not a curated record. NCBI's taxonomy places the organism in Eukaryota, Metazoa, Arthropoda, Insecta, Hymenoptera, Formicidae.